This is a messenger RNA of Scylla paramamosain (green mud crab), 1877 nucleotides long. RefSeq lists its product as uncharacterized. Gene Ontology annotation, biological process: proteolysis. The transcript is spliced from 5 exons. Bases 238 to 1728 code for a protein of 496 amino acids. Lineage: Eukaryota; Metazoa; Arthropoda; Malacostraca; Decapoda; Portunidae. Gene Ontology annotation, molecular function: cysteine-type endopeptidase activity. The record is from RefSeq and is a predicted model, not a curated record.
AGGGAGUGACGCGUGAUGAGGACAGAGGACAGGAGCGACACAUAACCACGACUCACCAACGAUGGAGGAUGAAGUUAUGUACUCCUGAAGGGGGUAAAGAUCGCUGAUGGUCGGUGGUACGUCUGUCAAUGAUUCAGCAUCAACAACAACAACAACAACAACAACAACAACAACAACAACGGCUUCUGCUACUACUAUUUAUGAGACGGCAACGUGCUUCCCAGGAGAGGAAAGAAGAUGGAAGUGUUGCAGUGGAACUGCCUGGCUCCAGCCGUGCAGGUGAAACUCCUAUUCCUUCUAGAUAUCGGCGAUAUGACUUCCCACGACAUCGACCACCAAGACGAUCUCACCUCAGCGCCAACGAAAGCGAGAGACGCCUUCCUGUCGGUGCUUCAGGACAGGCAGCACAGAUUUGUGUGUGUGACGGACAUACUGAAGGCCCGAGUUAAACACCUGCAGGAGUAUCCCUUUAUCAGUCUAGCCGCUGGGACACUGGCAAAUGAUUUGAGCGUAAGAAAGGACGACGAAGACCUGCUGACGCUGGUACACGUGUGCCGCCAUUUAGGCGUAGAAUGUAGCCACCUCGAAGAGAAAACCAAGAAUGUGCAGAAAAAACUCAGCCUUACUGAGGAGGAAAUAGAAGGAAACUUGUUAAUUUAUGCUGAGAAUCUGAGGAUGCUCCGACUUUGUGACGCGCUCACCGACCGCCAAGUGAUGCAGCUGUUCGGCCUUACUGUGGAAAACAAUGUGCUGAAUGAGUUUGUGGAUACACAUCUCAAGGUUUCUGCCGACAAACUAGAACAAACGAAGGGCCUCAAAGAAGCUCUAUUCUUCUACUUAAUUAGGACACUAGAAUUAAACAACAAGCUGAACCGCAUAUACACCAGUAAGCUAAAGGCUCUCUUGGAAAAGUUGCAGAGCCAGACGGAGAGCGAUGCUGAGAGGCGUGUGCUGUCAGAGGCGAUCAGCAGCAUGGACGACUACCCUGCAGGGGAACGCCCCGCAGGGCUUUGCGUGGUGUUCUGCGUCACUCGUGGUAGGAAAGGGGCGGAGGCCGAGAUUGAGAAGGUGAAACACGCAUUUGGAAAAUCUCUGGGCUACACAGUGCAAAUCGAAGAAAACCCAGAUAAGGAGAAGUUAGAAGAAUGCCUUAGGUUACUUCGAAAACCUAAAUAUAAAUACUAUGACUCCAUCGUAUACUGGUUUAUGUCUCAUGGUUCGGAGGAGACUAUGGAAUUGGCGGACGGCUAUCGCAUUGAGAGGAAAGCUAUCAUUCACGAGUUUUCUAUACUGGACCAUUUCAGGAAAAAACCCAAAAUCUUUUUCAUGACUCAAUGCCAAGGCAACUCUACCAUUCGCCUACGAAGGAAAAGAAGUGCAAUGCUCGUGACGAUGGACAGCCAUUUUAAAGGCAAUGUGUCAUAUUCGGAGGUGACUGAGGACCACCUAAACAUCACCGCCGUGUACUACCAGAUGGACCGCCUGGUGGCCAGCGCCACGCUGCCUCGGCAGUAUGCAUUCCGCCACCCCGAUGGAGGGUCGAUGUACGUGGACAUCGUGUGCCGUCUGAUGGAGCAGCACCGCGGCCACAACAUCACACAGGUGCUGGAGCGCGUCACCAACACCAUGCACCAGAUUCUUUUUUCCUGCAAGAAUAAGUUUGACGGCGAGGCUAAACAGGCGUGCUGCUAUGAGAGCACCCUGCAGAAAACCUUCCGUGUGCCUUGACUGCGGUGUGAGGGGCGGCCACCACCAUUAGCUGUGCAAUACCCUGCAGUAAGAAGAGGGAAGGGGCGGCGAGACGAAGUAGGAGUCCAGCGUACUCCACACCACGCCCACAAUAUUAUUAUCACCCCAUUGACACUAUGAUAGUUUGU